Dermacentor andersoni is the source of this 1197-nucleotide messenger RNA. RefSeq lists its product as uncharacterized. The record is from RefSeq and is a predicted model, not a curated record. Lineage: Eukaryota; Metazoa; Arthropoda; Arachnida; Ixodida; Ixodidae.
GUCAGCCGUGCACGGCCUAGGCGAGCCGUUUUGUCACUGGCAACGGUUGUUGUCUCGCUACCGGGUCAACAACACAACUUCUCGACAUGGAACAGGCCGAGAAAGGAGCUCGACACUCGUCUGUCUCCGAGAAACAGGCCGAGAAAGGAGCUCGGCGCUCGUCUGACUCCGAGAGGGGUCAAGCGAGAUUAGAGCCGAGCCAGAGGAAGUGGUUGUUCUACGGGGGCUGCGCCAUCAUCGCCUUACUCCUCCUCGCCGGCAUAGUGUUCGGCCUGGGCCUCCUAAAAACGAGUGGCCAGGAGAGAGUUGCGGCUAAGAAAAAAGAGGCGCCCUCUAGGCACAUAAAGCUUCACGCAACAAAGAAUCCGCGCAAAACAUCGAAAGCGCCAAUGCCGGAAAUAGAACCUGUUACUGCAUCGGUUCCGGAAGAAAAAGCCAUGACUGUAGCGGUUUCGGAAGACGAAACGUGGACGGCAUCGGUUCCGGAAGAGGAAACCACGACUGCAACGGUUUUCAAAAGGAGAAUGGGUACUGCAUCGGUUUCGGAAGAGGAAACCAUGAGCGCAAUGGUUUCGAAAGAGGAAACUGUGACUACAAUGGUCUCGGGAGAGGAAAUGGGUACUGCAUCGGAUUCGAAAGAGGCAACCAUGAGAAGAAUGGCUUCGAAAAAGGAAACUGUGAAUGCAACGGUCUCGGAAGAGGAAAUGGGUACUGCAUCGGUUUCGGAAGAGGGAACCAUGAGUUCAAUGGUUUCGAAAGAGAAAACUGCGACUGCAACGGUCUCGGAAGAGGAAGUGCGCACUGCAUCGGUUUCGGAAGAGGAAACCAUGAGUGCAACUGCUUCGGAAGAGGAAAAGGGGACUGCAACGGGAACUCCGCCGCAUGCCAUGACAAUGGCUGGGAAGGUCUCGUUCGAAGAGCCUUCGUCAACUGCCUCGACGAUGCCCCCCAAAAGUAAUCGUUCUCACGUUCUCCACUCUAAACAUUUGACUGCACUCGAGGGCAACUUCCCGUGGCAGUGACUGCAAGGGCCGAUCUCCUGCACCUGUGUCACUCCGCCAAGUAGUCCGCCGGAGUUUGGACAGUGCUUUCGGUUUCUUGGAGAAGAUGCUGAGAUCGGCGUGGCUCCCACGUGCAGUGGUCUCGAAUUUGCCCAAACUUGGAAAAUAAAAGCGAAAUGAGUCGCUAUUAAAAUUA